AUGUCGAGCCGUCGGGUUCCCCUGGUCAACAUCCCCAAUGGCACUAACUCGCCGCAUCGAGGUGCUAUUACCUCAGGGAAGCGAAACCUUCCUGGAAAUUAUCAGACAGAGAUGCUCUUUAUGCAACCUCCCCCGAAGAAGCAGAUGCUGGAGAAAAAUGAGGGUGACCUGAACAACAAAUCUCCACGAAAGUUGGCGGUGACCAGUACGGAAGGGAAGGUGUUUACGCGCAAGAAUACCAAUUCCCAACCAACAGCGUUCGAAAGGAAGCUUGUUGCGGCGAGGGAGAAGGACAGGGCACAUAAUUCGCGAGGAACCAGAUAUGAUAGGACUGGGGGGGAAACUUUGGAUAGUAUUCGUCAGUGGCAGAAACACUAUCGUAAGGCGUUUCCCCAGUUUGUAUUUUACUUUGAGAGUAUCCCGGAAGAUGUUAGGAACAAGUGCUCGAGGCAGAUUAUGGCUCUUGGUGCUACGGAGGAGAAGUUCUUUUCCAAGGUAGUGACACAUGUUGUCACUGCUCGUCCAAUCCCUCGUGGAAUGGACUCCCCGAAUCACACAGAGAUAUCUACCAAUGCUCCUCUGGGCCAACAAAAUGCCGAUGGAUCUGUCCAAACUGUUGACCCGUCACUUCUGGAGAAGAAUUACGAGAGCAGCCAUGUCAGCCAGGGAGUGGGAAGACCCAGGAAAAUAUCCGACAAGCGGCCAGGGCAGGAGGGUGAUACGAGACGAGAUAAUAAGGAUGUCCUAUAUCGGGCAAGGCAAAUGAAUAUGAAGAUCUGGGCCCUUGAGAAAUUACAGCGCGUGAUAUCUACGAUGAAUGAUGGUGAAAAUAUCGCUCACCAUGGUCAUUAUACACGUAGUAAUGGCACAGUAUCCGGUGCUGGAAGGGGGAGGGCAGAAACGGAUCUGUCCCAGGUCCUUCGAAACGAACGCUUGCAUGGACCUACAGAUCGAGACUCUAUCUUGGCGUCGAAAGAAAUUAUUCCCUUCAAAGGCCCAUUUAUAUAUAUCCAUGAUUACGAAGAGAAGACUCGACCAGUUAUGGUCCGUGAGUACCCGAAGGUUGCCAGGCGACAGGAUGGAGCAUGGCCGCAGUUUCGGAGCGCUGCGCUGGGGAAAUGCCCUUUUAUCGAUGAACCGCUAACGAAAAAAGAAUUGGAGAAGCGGAAAGCUACCGCUAAUCAGACGAAAGAUAAGUGGCCUGCUACGAAGGAGAAAUCUACGGCGACUACGGAAAUAAAGACAAUGCAACCCCCAGAGCGCUCUGUUGAGAAACGAGCCUUGCAAGACGCGCAGGAAGGUGUGAAUCAAACAAUUACACGAGAAGCACCUGUUCCAGCCCCCAAGCGGGUUGAGACUCUUUUAAUGCUGCCAGCAAAACCCGCCUCUCCUCGUACCAAAGGAUUUGAGACAUUCCCUGAUGCAAAAGCUUCUCUCGCCACCUAUCUAGCGCGGGAACCGGCGGCAUCUGGAGUCCAGCCAUCAAACAUCACGUCAGCAAUCAGAUCGCAGAUGGUAUCAUCUACCGCAGCAGCCCCAGGAGCGAAAGCAGGAACGAGUAAAGAGGUGCACGGAUUGAAGAGGAAGGUUCUUGAGAAGGGACACAGUACCUUAUCGGCGAAUGGAAGCGGGAUUCCCUCUUCGCAUAGAAUGACGGACAUUUCUGGUGCUCUUAAAGCUUCCAGGGCCCCAGUGACAAGAGCAGCGAAGAGUAAGGCGACCGGCAACCUCGAUCAGAUCGAUGAAGACGGCACCACCCAGUCGGAAGGUGAGAAGGUACAGAAGCCCCAGCAGGCCAGCAGGAAGAGUAAUACGGCGCGAUCCAGGCAGAAGAAGCGUGAUCCCAAGCCAGGAUACUGUGAGAAUUGUCGUGACAAGUUCGAGGAUUUUGAGGAGCCAAACAACACAAACCAUUGCCGACCCUUUGUUGAGUUCGGCCCGACCGAGCUUGGUAAAGAAUCUUCUCUUGUUCGACAUACCAAGAAAUGUGUCGAUGGCCGGCCUCCAGUUGUCCGACAAAAGGCUUGUCGUGAGUGCUCGGCAGCAAAGACGCGGUGUGAUUUAAAGCGUCCGACCUGUUCUCGAUGUACUCUCCGAAACACCAUCUGCAUGUAUCCCACCUACCCUGCAGGCCCGGAAAUCGGUGUUGAAAGCCAUGGAUUUCCCCAAAAGGACAGUCAAAAAUCUACCAGUCCACUGCAAGGCCAUGUCCGUUUCGGACCUGAUCCACUGUGUGGUGGCUUUAACCCGGAGGUUGAACUCCCUACUCCUGAAAGCGAGACAUUAGAUUUCCAUUCCAUACUACCUCCAGACCUUGGAGUGCUUGAGAAUGAAUUAUCAGCUGUGUUCGACGGCUAUACCGAUGUUGAUAGCCUGAACUACAAUUAUGCCUUGGUUAGAAAUAUACCCGACUCAAGUAGCGGCGAAGGUGUUCAAAUAGCACCCUCAACUCCGCCACCCGCUUAUGCUCUGGGAUUGACUCGUCACACCAUGCAAACGUUAUUUCGAAUAGCUCAAACCUGGCCUCGAAUGAUGGCCAAAGGUACUCAGUUGCCCCCUAUCAUACACCCCAAACAAGUUUCGGACGGAAUUAUCCCGGAACCUCUAACGAACUGUUUCGCCCUCGUAAAAAUGUGGCAUGGACAGCCUCACGGAGGAGCCAGCAUUGUUCAACAAACAGUGAGGAGAGAAAUGCAAACAAUUGCAAACUCGUUUCAAACGCUCGACGAGACCGAGCUCGUCGCAGCUCUGCAAGCGCUGACGAUAUAUACCCUUAUGCUCUUAUUUCCUUCUAAUGACCAACAGACCAUCCCACUACUUGAGGAUAAGCUCGUAAGGCAGCUGAGGAGUAUAAUUCAGCACGUUGUGUCAACGGGCGUGGUACUCCAGGAGGAGAUCGAACGUACUCGGCCCUUUUGGGAGUGCUGGAUAGCCGUUACUUGCAAACGACGAGCGGCACUAAGUUUGUACACUAUAUACUGGGGUUAUAGUGUGUAUCACUGCAUACCAGCCUUUGAUUGUAGCGAACUACACCAUAUGCCCGCGCCGGCUCCCAAGUACCUAUGGCAAGCCACGACAAACGAGCAGUGGGAGUCAUUAUACAACCGAUGGUUAGCCCACUGGGAUGGGCCGUAUUAUCGCCAUGGGGAAAUAUUCGAAAUCAAUACUGGGAUCCGGAUGGAUCCACGGGCCGAGCUCUGGUUUGAAGAAGUCGAUGAGUUUGGCAUGAUAUUUGCAGCUGCUAUCAAUGCCCUUGAACGAGAGCCAGAGCUUACAGUCAUGGAAACCGCCGCUUAA
Blastomyces gilchristii SLH14081 is the source of this 3297-nucleotide messenger RNA. RefSeq names its product regulatory subunit for Cdc7p protein kinase. Gene Ontology annotation, molecular function: nucleic acid binding; protein serine/threonine kinase activator activity; zinc ion binding. Gene Ontology annotation, biological process: regulation of cell cycle phase transition; regulation of DNA-templated transcription; positive regulation of nuclear cell cycle DNA replication. The transcript is spliced from 6 exons. The coding region runs from base 1 to 3297 and encodes 1098 amino acids. The record is from RefSeq and is a predicted model, not a curated record. NCBI's taxonomy places the organism in Eukaryota, Fungi, Ascomycota, Eurotiomycetes, Onygenales, Ajellomycetaceae. Gene Ontology annotation, cellular component: Dbf4-dependent protein kinase complex; nucleus.